CAUUGGUCAGCGUCUUUUACGUCUAUGCUUUGAGCAAAACUGAAAUUGUUAGCAGUUGAGCUGGAGCUGGUGAAUGGAAAGCGAAACGGAGCUCCAUUAACGAAAAGUAAACGUUCGAGACAAGAGUAAGUUGAUCAUGUUUACCUGUGAAAUCUGUGGGGAGGAGGGAUUCUCUGAACCUGAUAUAAGGACCCAUCUGCUCAUAAACCAUUUUGAAAAUGAGAUGAGCUGCCCCUUCUGCUGCUUAUCGGGGGUCACCUACGAUGAACUCGAGUUCCACAUUAACGUAGCCCACUCUGAGGAAGACGGUGAAGCAGCAGACAGCAGUGAACGUCCCACUAAGGAACUCCGCCUGCAGACCGUCGGAGCUGUUCACAGUAGUGGUACAAGCAGCCAUUUAGAAAUGGAUGUUGAGCCUUUAGAAGGAGUAUUGAGCCCUUGGGAAACAGACGAAAUGCUGUGUACUGGUUCCCUAGGAAGCCAUGAAGAGUUAAAUGCGGGAACUACCUUUUCUACGGUUCCAAAGGCCCACCCUCCAGCCCCGCUUCAAGGUUCUUCACAAACAGUGACGGUAAAACAAGUUAGUGCACAGGACAGAGGUGGACAGAGAGAGUCCGUCACACCCUACAGGGAAUUGAAAAAGCCUGAGCCCUGUGUUACUGGGAGAACUGUAAAGCAUGGCACACAGAGCAGCCAAUUCCCCAGGCAACAGGAAGCAUCUAACAACAAUUUUGAAGAACAAGUAAAACCAAAACAAAAGCGCUUGAUGUCCCCUGCAAAAGGUAUUUCUACAGAAAAAAUGUAUGCAUGUCCAAUGUGUGCACUUGUCUGCAGGGACUGCUACAUUCUGCAGGAGCAUGUUGAGCUACACCUUCAAGAAAGCAUGGCUGAAGAAAAGACCAGCCACUCCAAUCAGCAGCUGCUUAGAAGUCCAGAGGAGGCUGAGGAAAAGUGGAGACCUGAGGUAAAUUUGCAGGGUAUCCAUGUCUUGGAUAACAACGUAGGUUCCAAACAACCUGUUCAAAAUGUACAAAAACUUGUAUCACCAAUGAUUGACAAGUCUUCACCACCUAGUGUGAAAACCAUCGCCUCAGGGGCUCCAGCAAGAAAACUAUAUGAGUGUCCUAUGUGUGCCCUUGUCAGCACAAACAGUCACGUCCUGCAGGAGCAUGUUGAGCUUCACUUAAUGGAAAGCAGCAUCACUGCAGCAGAUAACUCCCAUUCAGACCUGUUUCUGGCUAAAAGGUUACAAGAGGAAGAAGAAAAGCAAAGAAGAGCGGAGGAGGCCGGACGGGAGGCUGAGGAGUUUCAGAAGCUGCAGAAUCAGUUUGGUUUAGAUAAUAGCGGUGGCUACAAGCAGCAGCACAUUCGAAAUAUGGAGAGAGCUGUUUCCCGAGGCCAGAUGGUUCCAGCAGAGUUCCACAGGCGAAAAGCAGAAAUGAUGGAAUCAUUAGCUUCAGGGGCAGAUGAUGGCAGAACCAGAACAUCAGGUGUAAUUGGAGCAUUGUAUGGCUAUUAUCAGAGAGACGGCAGAGACGUAGCACACGUGUGGCUUUGUGCCGAAACAGACCAUUUCCACUCUGGAGGAGGAGACAAGGGCUGGGGGUGUGGAUACAGGAAUUUCCAGAUGCUUGUGUCCUCCCUGCUAAAGAUGGACCAGUACAAGGAUUGCUUUAAAGAUAAGACAGUUCCUUGUAUUCCUAAGGUUCAGGCUCUGAUUGAAGAUGCCUGGAAAGAAGGUGCUGAUCCUCAAGGAGCGUCCCAUUUUAAUCGCAAGCUGCAGGGCACACGCGCCUGGAUUGGAGCCACCGAAAUCUACUCUAUGCUGAUAUCACUGCGAGUGAAGUCUCGCAUACUCGAUUUUCACUGCCCGACUGGCCCUUCUGAUACUCACCCUCGAUUGUUCCAGUGGGUAAAAGACUACUAUUCAACGGCCAUGUGCAGAGGAGCAAGACUGCCUCCGAGGGUCAUUCAGACUGCUAGUCCUCCAAUUUAUUUGCAGCACCAAGGUCAUAGUCGUACAAUUGUAGGCAUUGAGGAAAGGAAGAAUGGAAACCUUUGCCUUUUGAUAUUUGACCCUGGUUGUCCCUCGCAAGAGUUGCAGAGGUUAUUGCAGCCAGAUCUCAGUGGUGCCAGACUUAAACAUCUCCGCAAAUUACCCAGUGCCUUAAAACACAAGCAGUAUCAAAUAGUGGCAGUAGAGGGCACCCUUUCACAAGAAGAGAAACAUGCAUGGCUGCAAAAUUCUAGAAUUCUUCAAGCUGAGAAGAUUCCUUGAGGAAAGUUACAUAACAUGUUUUCAUUUUAUUUAAGGUAUUUAGAUGUGUGUGUUUAUAGCCCUGUUCAUUAAA
Molecule: messenger RNA, 2351 nt
Organism: Polyodon spathula (Mississippi paddlefish)
Lineage: Eukaryota; Metazoa; Chordata; Actinopteri; Acipenseriformes; Polyodontidae
Gene: zup1
Product: zinc finger containing ubiquitin peptidase 1
Exons: 13
Coding region: 137-2278 (713 amino acids)
Source: RefSeq, a predicted model, not a curated record